Messenger RNA from Podospora pseudocomata, 2890 nucleotides. RefSeq lists its product as uncharacterized. The transcript has 4 exons. Lineage: Eukaryota; Fungi; Ascomycota; Sordariomycetes; Sordariales; Podosporaceae. The record is from RefSeq and is a predicted model, not a curated record. Bases 194 to 2890 code for a protein of 898 amino acids.
GCUCAGUGCAUUCUUCACUCUGGGCAACUCAGCAAAGCUGCAUCUCUUAUGGAACUGCCAACCGCAACCGUGAAAUUAAGCUCGUCCAUUUCUUCCAAGCGGAAAGAUCUGGUUCCCAUUCAUUCUGUUCUUCUAUUUUCCCCCUUUCAUAUCUGUCUUGAGCAUUGUUGUUGGUUCAAAUACAGACUUCAUCAUGGCUCCCAUAAUCGAUGAGAGGGGUGUUCCCAUUCCGACCAUCGAACGUGAUGACGAAGGUUUCCCUCCUUCUCCUACUUUGGGAGCCUCUUCUCUGGACCACAGACUAGCUAUCCACUCACCGGAUGUCUCUGCCAAACCCACCUGCAAUCCUACCAGCAACCCUUCCUCCCCAGGAGUUGGUGCAGAUCUAACCUUUUCUAAAAAGUAUCUUCCCCUUCGAGAGUUGACCCUCAACUCGAGACCCUUGGUCAAGCGAGCCAUUCAGUUCUCAUGCGAUGGCGACCUAGCUGUUGCUGCUGACGACUCGGUCCAUGUCUUUGUUCCCGAGUUUCCAGAUCUCACCAGACGCAGGAAGAGGAUCGCAGAGGGAGGCGACCCGGAGUCUUCGGAUGAAGAGGAAACCAAUGAACAGAAAGGCAAGUACAACCCAGAGACGUUUCGGACGCAAUAUUCUGAGGGUAGCAAACACAUGCCCGUCUCUUUUCCGCCACUCGACCCGCGGAUCAACAAGGAGCUCUACGAUGCUGAAGGGAUGCCUUUUCCUUACGACAAGACUUCUGCCCCGCCCAAGCCUCAGGGUGUUGAGAAGGACACAAAUGGUCAAGAGGAUGGCCGAGAUGCCGGGGAUGGUGAUCAGGCCGACGGUGUCGAGGGGGACGACGAUGACGACUGGGAAGAUGACUCAGACGAUAGCAGUGUUGACGAUGACCCAGCUGGCGGUGGUGCCAGACUCGGCUCCAAUCAGCCAUACGGCGCGGGCUCUGGCCCGAUCACCAGUGUUGGCAGCAGCAUGAACCACGUCGUCAAGAUCAGCUGGUCGCCGUCCGAGCUCGGGGUCAACAGACGCCCGAUCCUCGGCAUUCUCACCGGAGCUGGGACGCUCGCCAUGUACGGCGACGGUGACAUGGCCGCGAACGUGCUCGGCAGCGCCAACGGGUACAUGCUGCAGCGCCGUGAGCUUGCGUCCUGGCUGGUUCUUUGGGGCGUGGGCGAGCGGAUGAUGGUGCCCGGCCAGUCGCCCGCCUACAGCGAGUACAUCCGUACGUUCGCCUGGGCGCAGGAAAUUGGCCCUGGCCAGGCACUGCUGGCCACGCUGAACGAUGCCAAGGAGAUCGCCAUCAUCAGCGUACAGACAGUCGUGUAUGUGGAAGAGGUUUCGGAGAAGGGAAGGGCGGUGGGUGGUCCUGCCGAGAAGACGGUCUGGCAUGUCCGUGAGCUUGUACGCUUCAAGGCGGAGGGGCCCCAUCUGCCUGUUUCGACCAUGGAUCCAGACUAUGUCCCUUGUGGCACCUCUUUUGGUCUGAGCUUUGGUCCCUGGCUUGAGGAUGAUGGUGGACGUACGUGUGUCAUUGGAUACCUCGACCGGAACUACGUCGGCUUCCGCAAACUUCGCAUCGACAAACCGUGGACCAGAGGCCAGUUGCCCAAGCUUCAGGUUGAGAACAAGGACACCCACGGCCAAUGUGUUCAUCUGACCACGGACGGGUUUAUUGAGUUUGAGCAAGGGAUCUUUCACAAGGGUGAUAUGAUAGGCUGCCGGGGAAUGAUUUCUACAGGCUGGCAUCCUGUUCCGUUUGAGGUUUCCCUUGUCAGUGGAGCCCUUGCUGAAACGGCGAAGCACAAGACAGGCGUCUGCGGAACCACAUACAACCUCCAGCAUUGCGAGAACCCCAUCAUUGAUAUGGUUGUCCACCCCCCGCCUGACCCGGCCAGACCAACACCGACCCCUCUGUACACCUUGGUUCGCUUGUCUGCCACGCCUACCACGCCGAACUGGUAUGAGACCAACGUCCCUUCUGCUCUCGCCGCGGACCCCAGCAGUCCUUACUUUCAGUGGGCUCGCUCAAUCCAACAAAAGCUGGAGGUAUUGGUCCCAGCCGACAUGUACCAGAAGCGUGCCUACGGUGCCGACGACAGCGAUUCGGAUGAGGAGUCUGACGACGGCGUUCUCAUGGAAGAUACCCUUGAGGAUGACGAAGGCGUUAAUUACACGGGAGAAGGACUCACGGCUAUCGACCUCACCACGGAUGCUAAUGUCGCCAGGGAGGUCAAGGUUGUCCCCGAGGUCCACCCUCAUCGGUUCCGUUUCCAUGGUCUUACCUUGUCUGCUGGCGGCGGCGCCUCUGCUGUCUUGGUUUCUGCCCACAGCACGCAGCAUCCCGAGCGAGGCGGUUGGCACACGCAGCGCUCGCAGGUCUUGUUCAGCUACAAACCUCGUCGCGCCUCGGGCCGUUCCCUGAGUAUGGACAUGGACGACGACAACCUGAACUUUUCCUUGCUGAGUUCCAUGAGCACCGAAGGGAAACUGUUUGAGUAUCUCUACGGCGGCGGCCCCGACGUGCCAGGCGUGCACUACCCGCUGUCGUCGGAUCCCCGACACGCGCAUGUUGCUCAGAUCUUUGCUCCUGUGGUUCGGAACCAAAAGUGCGAGGUUUGCGGGGCGGCCGUCACGCAAAGAAUGAGGAAGGAGGACCUGGUUGGGUGUGAGAAGGGGCAUUUCUUUGGCAUUUGUGCUCUGAGCGGGCUGGCUGUGCAGAAGCCGGGUAUGACGCGGAGCUGCGGGACAUGCGGGUUCAAGACGAUGAGGCCGGAGAUUUUGCUGCAAAAGGUUCCCGAGGAUAUCAAGGAGGAGGUCAAGGGGGUUAUUGGACGGGGGAGCUGCAUGGCCUGCUCGGGCAAGUUUCUCAACUAG